This is a messenger RNA of Nelumbo nucifera (sacred lotus), 2410 nucleotides long. RefSeq names its product Pentatricopeptide repeat (PPR) superfamily protein. Gene Ontology annotation, molecular function: RNA binding; protein binding. The record is from RefSeq and is a predicted model, not a curated record. Gene Ontology annotation, biological process: RNA modification. NCBI's taxonomy places the organism in Eukaryota, Viridiplantae, Streptophyta, Magnoliopsida, Proteales, Nelumbonaceae.
UGGACCCCAUGACAGACAGUGGCCGUCACGUUAUGUUUUUGGUAUCCAUAACCAUAAAUAACCUCUUUUUCUUCUUACGUAGUUACGUUCAUUGUUAUUAGUUCAGGUACGUACUCUCAGCGCAUCACAAAUUUUAGAGACCUUGGCAAUUCAUGCUCUGAGUCGGAGCGGAUAACCUCCUAUACUGUGAAAAAGAUUAGGUAUUAGAACAGUUGCGAAUGAACGCAAAGAACGUCCUAACCGGCAAACUAAUCAAGAAAACUUGGCACCUUCUCCCCACUCUCUGCUACGCAACAAUCUUCGAGAUAUCUCCAUCCCCAUCUCCCUGCGAUUUACGUGCUUGCGUUGCUGCUUUACAGUCCUGCGCCCAUCACAGGAACCUCUAUAAAGGGAAAGAAAUCCAUUCCUGGAUGCUCAUCAAUGGGUUAGUGGACUCUCCGUUCUCUGUCACUAGCUUGAUCAAUAUGUAUUCCAAGUGUAGUCAACUUGAUGACGCCCUUAUAAUUUUCAAUGCAACCCAUGAUCGGAAUGUUUACACUUGGAAUGCGAUGAUGGCUGGAUUUAUUGCCAAUGGCUUGUCCCGAAAUGCGUUUGAGUUGUAUCAGAGAAUGCGCCUGGAUGGCGUAGUAGUUCCAGAUAAAGUCACGUUUCCUUCUGCUAUAAAAGCUUGCUCUGACCUCUUAGAGGUUCUGGAAGUAAGGAAAAUUCACGCAGGUUUGUUUAAAUUUGGUCUGGAGAAUGAUGCCUUUGUCUCCAGUGCUCUCAUAAAUUUUUAUUUGAAAAUUUAUCUAGUCGAAGAAGCGCAGCUCUUGUUUGAGGAAUUGCCUGAGAGAGACGUCGUGCUGUGGAAUGCGAUGAUAAAUGGGUAUGCUCAGAUUGGUCAAUUCAUUAUGGCUUUACAAGUUUUCGGGAUGAUGAGAAAAGAAAAUGUGGUCCCAAGUAAAUUCACGGUUACGGGGAUCUUAUCAGUUUUGACCAUGACCGGGGAUCUUGAUAAUGGGAGAGCAGUUCAUGGUUUUGCAAAGAAAAUGGGCUAUGAAUCUGAUAUUGCUGUUUCAAAUUCAUUAAUUGACAUGUACGGGAAAUGUAAGGAUGUUGUUGAUGCGCUGGAAAUAUUUGAGAAAAUGUUGGACAGAGAUAUAUUUUCAUGGAAUUCGAUUAUUGCAGUACACCAACAGUCCGGUGAUCAUGACGGGACCCUUAGUCUUUUUGACAGGAUGCGAGAAGCUGGGGUAUGCCCUGAUGUUGUCACGAUCACGACUGUUCUUCCGGCUUGCUCCAGUAUGGCAGCAUUGAUGCGUGGUAAGGAAAUUCACGGGUACACGAUUGUGAGUGGUAUGAGGAAGGAUGAAGAUGGAGAAGAGAUCCAUGACAUACAUGCGGACAAUGCUAUCUUGGACAUGUAUGCAAAAUGUGGCAGUCUUAAGGAUGCUGGUUUGUUCUUUGAUAAGAUGAGGAAUAAGGAUGUUGCAUCAUGGAACAUCAUGAUCAUGGGUUAUGGAAUGCACGGGUUUGGCAAUGAGGCAUUGAUCAUGUUUCGGCUCAUGUGUGAGUCUGGUGUGAGGCCAGAUGAGGUGUCCUUUGUUGGGGUCCUAUCUGCCUGUAGUCAUGCAGGGCUUGUUAGCCUAGGAUGGCAGUUCCUUGCCCGCAUGGAAUUGGACCAUGGGGUGAUUCCGACGGUUGAACAUUAUGCAUGUGUGGUUGACAUGCUUGGUCGAGCAGGGCGGCUUGAUGAGGCUUAUAAGUUGGCUGUUACAAUGCCUAUCGAGUCCAAUCCGGUAGUUUGGAGAGCAUUCCUGGCUGCCUGUCGGAUUCAUGGGAACACAACCCUAGCUGAGAUUGCAAAUAAACGACUUUUGGAGAUUGAACCAGAGCACUCUGGGAGUUAUGUGCUCAUCUCUAAUGUUUAUGGAUCAAUGGGAAGAUAUGAGGAUGUUUCAGAUGUCAGGCAUACAAUGAGACAGAGAAAUGUGAAAAAGACUCCAGGGUGUAGCUGGAUUGAGCUAAAGUUUGGUGUUCAUGUAUUUGUCACUGGUGAUCGGAUGCAUCCUGAAUCUGAUCGUAUCCAUGCUGAAUUGGAUGCAUUGACUGGGUGUUUACGUGAGUAUGGAUACGUUCCAGAGGUUAGUUAUGUGCAAGGCUGUGCUUCUUUAUAAAAAGUCUGUCCUGAAAGUGGCAUCGAGAUUAUUACUGCUUUACCAUCUGAUAGAAAUCAGAAUUGUGGUUAAGGGAUUUUGGUAAACCCAAUCUCUACAGGCUUUUGAAAGUUUUGCAAUACAUUGUAGAAUAAAUCUUUAGACCAUUUUUAUGGAAGAAGUCCAUUGUGGGAGUUUUAGAAGUGGUCAACCAUUGAUUUAACAUCCCAUAUACAAGAGAUUGAAGGCUUUCAUGAAAAAGGGGUCUUGAUUUC